AUGUCUGACUCCUCAGUAUAUUUUGACCCUAAUGCCACAACUCCGCUGUCUGAUGUUCUCAACAACUCUGCAGUAUCUGCUGUUAUUGGUGAGAUAGAGAAGGCAACCAUCCACAAAAACAUCAAGCAUGCUGUCCACUCAACUGUCCAGGAUCUGGAGCAGCAGGGAAAGGAAUGGGACUAUAAUGUCAGGUUCAUCUUACACGAGAACAGUCAACCUCACUGGUCAUGCUGUACAGCUUACAUUACAGUUACAGCCUCUACCAUAUGUACAGCUUACAUCAGAGAUACAACAGAUACAGUCUACAUUACAGAUACAGCCUACAGCACAGAUACAUCCUACAACACAGAUACAUCCUACAGCACAGAUACAGCCUACAACACAGAUACAUCCUACAACACAGAUACAUCCUACAGCACAGAUACAGCCUACAUCACUGAUACAGCCUACAACACAGAUACAGCCUACAGCACAGAUACAGCCUACAUCACUGAUACAGCCUACAACACAGAUACAGCCUACAGCACAGAUACAGCCUACAACACAGAUACAUCCUACAGCACAGAUACAUCCUACAACACAGAUACAUCCUACAGCACAGAUACAGCCUACAUCACUGAUACAGCCUACAACACAGAUACAGCCUACAGCACAGAUACAGCCUACAACACAGAUACAGCCUACAACACAGAUACAUCCUACAACACAGGUACAGUCUACAACACAGAUACAGCCUACAGCACAGGUACCUCCUACAGCACAAAUACAGCCUACAGCACAGAUACAUCCUACAACACAGAUACAUCCUACAGCACAGAUACAGUCUACAUCACUGAUACAGCCUACAACACAGAUACAGCCUACAGCACAGAUACAGCCUACAACACAGAUACAGCCUACAACACAGAUACAGCCUACAGCACAGAUACAUCCUACAACACAGGUACAGUCUACAACACAGAUACAUCCUACAUCACAAAAAUACAGCCUACAGCACAGAUACAGUCUACAGCACAGGUACAGCCUACAGCACAGAUACAUCCUACAACACAGAUACAUCCUACAGCACAGGUACAGCCUACAGCACAGAUACAGCCUACACCACUGAUACAGCCUACAGCACAGAUACAUCCUACUGCACAGAUACAUCCUACAGCACAGGUACAGUCUACAACACAGAUACAGCCUACAUCACUGAUACAUCCUACAUCACUGAUACAGCCUGCAACACAGAUACAGCCUACAGCACAGGUACAGCCUACAGCACAGAUACAUCCUACUGCACAGAUACAGCCUACAGCACAGGUACAGCCUACAACACAGAUACAUCCUACAGCACAAGUACAGCCUACAACACAGAUACAUCCUUCAACACAGAUACAGCCUACAACAUAG
Molecule: messenger RNA, 1395 nt
Organism: Ylistrum balloti
Lineage: Eukaryota; Metazoa; Mollusca; Bivalvia; Pectinida; Pectinidae
Exons: 4
Coding region: 1-1395 (464 amino acids)
Source: RefSeq, a predicted model, not a curated record